Messenger RNA from Pungitius pungitius (ninespine stickleback), 1320 nucleotides. RefSeq names its product serine/threonine-protein kinase H1-like. Gene Ontology annotation, molecular function: protein kinase activity; ATP binding. The record is from RefSeq and is a predicted model, not a curated record. NCBI's taxonomy places the organism in Eukaryota, Metazoa, Chordata, Actinopteri, Perciformes, Gasterosteidae. Gene Ontology annotation, biological process: protein phosphorylation. The transcript is spliced from 3 exons. Bases 1 to 1320 code for a protein of 439 amino acids.
AUGGGCUGCGGGAUCGGCAAGGUGCUGCCCGAGGCACCCAAGGGGGGCUACGUCAGUGUGGUGCAAUCGCUGGUGGCCUUCAGCAGAGCUUGUGACGACGACAACGACGACGGGCCGAAGAAGCGGAGAGGUUUGGGGUUCUCCACCGGCGCCAACCACCGGCCACCGGCGUCCAACGAGCGACGGCCGGUUCUCAGGGAGGGUCCCCGUCGGGACCAAGCUGCAAAGUAUAAAGACAAGUUUGACGCACGCGUGACGGCGAGAUACGACAUCAGGGCCCUGAUCGGUCGGGGGAGCUUCAGCCGCGUCGUGCGCGUGGAGCACAGGGCGACCCGCCAGCCCUUCGCCAUUAAAAUGAUGGAGGUGGAGGCCCCGGAGGGCCGCGAGGUGUGCGCCUCGGAGCUGGCGGUGCUGCGGCGGGUGAGCCACGCGCACGUGAUCCGGCUGAUCGAGGUGUUCCAGUUCCCGCGGCGCGUCUACGCGGUGCUGGAACUGGCCACAGGCGGGGAGCUGUUGGACCGCGUCGUCAGCAGGGGACACUUCACGGAGAGGGACGCCACCGUGGCCCUGCGGAUGGUGCUGGCCGGGGUGGGACACCUGCACAACCUGGGUAUCACCCACAGAGACCUGAAGCCGGAGAACCUCCUGUACUACCACCCCGGGGCCGACUCCCGGCUGCUCGUCACCGACUUCGGACUGGCCACCUUUGGCGGCACCGGGUCGGGGGUCUCGGGUCUCGACGGCGGCGGCGGCGGAGGAGGAGACUGCACCGGAGGGGACGGGGGUUGGUCCCUCAGAACCACCUGUGGAACCCCAGAGUACAUGGCCCCCGAGAUCCUGCUGAGGAAGGCUUACUCCUGCGCGGUGGACAUGUGGGCGCUGGGGGUCAUCGCCUACGUGGUGCUGAGUGGAUCCAUGCCGUUCGAGGACGACAGUCGCACGCGGCUCUACCGAUCCAUCGUGAGAGGCAAGCUCAGCUUCCGCGGAGACCCUUGGCCCGCCGUGUCCCACCCGGCGAGGGACUUCGUCCAGCGCCUGCUGCUGUUGGACCCGGCCGCGCGCCCGACAGCCGACCAAGCCACCCGCCACCCCUGGGUGGCCACCAUGGCCGCCGGCUCCUCCGCCAGGAACCUCCACCGCUCCAUUUCCCAGAACCUCCGGCAGCGGGCGUCGCGCAGCUCCUCCCGGUGCCCGAGCAGCGCCGCCGGCAGCUCCGGCGGGGGCCACCGGCGAGGACCCGGCGGGGACAAGGAACCAGGGGCGGCGGCGAGGCGGUGCAGCCAGACGGUCCCAGGAGCACCGCCAGGAGCCUCCGACUGA